Molecule: messenger RNA, 1683 nt
Organism: Caenorhabditis angaria
Lineage: Eukaryota; Metazoa; Nematoda; Chromadorea; Rhabditida; Rhabditidae
Source: the annotation of a GenBank genome assembly
AUGGAAAAUGUUCGAAAUCUCAUUGAAGCCUCAUUCCCGGAUGUGAAAAAUUUCAAAAAAGAAAUAGAUGUCAAAAUCGAAUGUCUAGAAAAUGCCCGAAGUUUUUGGUCGGAAUGUUAUCGCGUCACACUAACUCCAAAAAAUGCUGAAAUUAUGUACAAAGUUGUCUCACCACUUUUCAUCAAGGUAUUUAACACUAGUGAUUUUUUUUAAAUUAAAAAACAAUUAAUUUCAGGUUUCUCGAAUAUCCGACACUAACAGUUGUUUGGACGCAGACAAUGAAGAAGAAAACACCAAAAUUUUACUGAAACUAUCAGAAAGAGAAACCCAGUUUCUCAACGAUUUUCGCAAUUUCGACUUCAAAAAUUUCCCAAUUCCCCGCAAUUUUUUGGCAAUUGAUAUUGAUUUGGACAAAACUCCGGGUGGACUUGUAUCAGAAGAUUUGAGUGGAUUUGCAAAAUCAGUGCAAUAUAUUCCAGGAUUCACCGAUUCACAAAUGCUUCAAAUUUUAAGAGCAUUGGCAGGCUUUCAUUUUUCAGUGUUAUCAAAAUCUAAUGAAAUUCUAUGGGAAAAUUAUGAGAAUAGUUUGUAUGAUGCAGAUUAUAUCAAUAUGCUGGUAUGUGACAUUUUUCAAUUGUUUUUAUUCAAGUUCAAAAAAAAAUUCCAGUACAACGAUACUUUGGACCUCGAAAACAUUGUUCCCGACCAAUUUGCUGGUAAAAUUCAAUCAAUAAAACAUAUCUUCAAUACUGAUUCUGUUCGAAUUGCCCAAGAAUCUGAUAAAUUGCAAAAUAUGCCCGAAGUUUUAUCGCAUAAUGAUUUGAAUUCGUCGAAUAUUUUAUGGAAUACUGAAAAUGGAAAAAUUGCCGGAUUUAUUGAUUUUCAACAUUUGGCGAGAGGUUCGAUUGUUUUUGAUAUUAUUCGAUUAUUAACACUUGGAUUAUCUGUUGAGAAAAGAAGGGAAAAUACGAUUAGGUAAGUUUUUCGGAGAAUAUUUCAAUCCAAAAAAAUUGAUUCAAAUUCUGAAAAAGACCCAUUUUAAAAAUCUCGAGAAAAAUGUUUUGUAAAAAAUUUGAAUCCAAAAAAAGGGGCCAGAUUUUUAUUAAAUAUUUUUCGAAAAACAUUUCAAAUUAUUGUAAGGAAUAAACUUCUUAAAAAUUAUGAAAACAGUGCAAAUAUAAUUUUUUUUUAGUUGAAAAUCAAAAAUUUCAGCCAGAAAUCGCCAAAAAUUGAUUUCGGAAAAAAACUUAUAAUUGUUCCAGAUAUCUCCAAUUUUAUUACGACUCCCUCGCCGAAUUAUUGGGUGAUGAGCUGAAUUUCACAUUUGAACAGGUACUGAUUUUUUUUCUUCAAAAAAUAGAAAUCUCCACAAAAAUGAACUAAAAUCGAUCAUAUUUUAACACCAGAAAUUCGAAAAAAAAAAUUAAUUGGAUAGUCUUGAAACAGUAAAUUUUUUUUUCGAAAAAAACCGAUCAAAUUUUAAAUUUCCAGCUUCUUCUCUCAUUCCACACACAUUUUGGAUUCGUCAGCGCCACAACAUUAUUUGGUUGCUAUUAUUACUAUAAAAUGUAUAAUGAAGACUCGAUAAACCUUGCUGAGAAACAAAAUUCCUCCUCAGACGCUCAAGAAAUUCUUAACAGAGCACUUGGAAUUAUUGAAGAUAUUGAGAAAUUGAGAAAAUAG